AUGGCUUCAGAUUCAGACUACAUGUCCUUCUUGGAUAAGGCGAACAAACAGCGCGAUGCAGGAAAGGAUGAAGCACAUACCGAGGAAUCUGCACAACAGUCUAAACAAGUACGAACCGAGACCGUCGAGAAGGGCGUCAAAGUGCCGGAACAGCUGAAGAAGGUUGAUGCGUUCUAUGUGUCCGAGACAGAUGAGCCGUUUGAGCCCGUGGCGCUGAGUUGGAAGGGGGCUUCGAGUGGGAAGUGGCCUGGAAAUGAUGAAUUCGCAUCCCUCAUCGCCUCCGGAUCCAAACCAGAUAUCGAGACCCUAUCUGAGAAAUCGUUUGAUCCACGAAGUCAAUAUAGCAGCGUGAUCAAGGCAGUGCGCGCGGCAGUGGCUGCGUCGGAUUCCAAGGUCAGUGAGAGCGACGUGGAAGUCAAGGUAUAUCGAGUCGAGGUCGGCCAUUCUAGGGUGGAAUACUGGGUAAUUGCUCUGGAUGGUGCUGAGGGGAAGAUUGUUGGGCUGAGGGCGAAGGCUAUUGAGUCCUGA
This is a messenger RNA of Talaromyces amestolkiae, 528 nucleotides long. RefSeq lists its product as uncharacterized. The transcript has 2 exons. The record is from RefSeq and is a predicted model, not a curated record. Bases 1 to 528 code for a protein of 175 amino acids. Lineage: Eukaryota; Fungi; Ascomycota; Eurotiomycetes; Eurotiales; Trichocomaceae.